GCAGAAGUGACACCUUAACUGAAGUCCCACUGCAGAGAAAGUAAAAUGGCUUUGUGCAGCAUUUGUCGUCCUUUACGCCAGAACACGCAUUGUGCUUUGGGAUGGUUUUUUAUGCAGAAGCAGACAUUUUGCUGUAAAGCCAAUGAUUUCCAGGAGGAUGAGAUUAGGAAAAAGCUUUCAGUGUUUUCGGGAGGAUCCAUAGAUCUUCAGAAACAAGAGUCAGGCAUGGCAGUGAUGACGAUCAAUAACCCGGCUCGAAUGAACGCCUUCUCAGGUAGCAUGAUGAUUCAACUGGAAGAACGGAUCAGUGACCUAGAGACCUGGACAGAAGGAAAAGGUCUCAUUGUACGAGGGAGUGCUGGGACAUUCUGCUCUGGAUCUGAUCUGAAUGCAGUCAGAGCGAUAUCAAACCCAGAGGAUGGCAUGAAAAUGUGUAUGUUCAUGCAGAAGACUCUUACACGACUCCUCAGGUUGCCCCUGAUCUCUGUGGCUCUGGUUGAAGGAAAAGCGCUCGGUGGUGGUGCAGAACUCACUACUGCCUGUGACUUCAGGCUGAUGACAUCCGAUGCUGUGAUCCAGUUUGUCCAUAAACACAUGGGCUUAGUGCCUGGAUGGGGUGGAGCUGCAAGGCUGGUCCGAAUCGUCGGCAGCCAGAACACCCUACAAUUGCUCGCUGGUGCGAAAAAAGUGGAUCCAGAUUUUGGAAAGCACAUUGGACUAGUCGAUGGCGUGUUGCCUACUGUUGCUGGGAACUUUCUGGUUGACACGGAGCAAUGGCUGAGCCAGUUUACAAAGGGCUCCGCUCCUGUUAUCAGAGCUAUGAAGAAGGUGGUGUUAUGUGGCAGGGAGCUCUCUCUGGACGACGCCCUUACAACUGAAAGACGUGUAUUUGGGACAGUAUGGGGAGGACCAGCCAAUCUUGAGGCUCUAGCAUUUAAAACAAAACACAAGUGAGAGAAUGUGGUUAAAAAAGCAACUUCUUACACUUAAACACUAAAGUUUGCAUUUUGGGAAAAGAAAGGAACAACUAGAAAAAAAAAAGUUUGGAACCAAAAUUAUAGAGGUAUGGAAAUGUAUCAGUACAGUAUAAAGGAUGUACAUCAGCUGGUCUGAAAUCGAUUUAGACAUGAACUAGCUGUCUGACAUGGUUUUUAAUUUUUUUUUAAUCUGAUUUCUAGUAUGGUUAUUCCUGUUAAUAGAGUUUUCCAACGGUUUUCCUGAUAUGGAAAUCUGACAUUUCCUAAAACAGCAUAUAAUUUCAUUGUUAUAAUGUCUGCAAUGGAUGCAUCAUUACAUGUCUGAAAUGCUUUUCAUGUUUUUUCAUCUCUUAUUCUUUCUAUUGCACACUUAGCAAUUGAAAUGAAUAAUGUGUUGCAACAAGGUAAAUAAACUUUAGAAGCUCUAAAAUGUCCAAUUUAACCCCACUUGACCCCAAACCCUGCAUGGAUCCCUGUUGUGAAAAUAAUGAACGAGUGCCCUCUACAGGCGAGACUGCUACUCUGCAGGAUACAUUAAGAAAACAUUUCCGUGAAUCUUGAUUUUACAAAACACAUACAUUUGAAUAGCUGUAAGAUAGCAAGGAAUCUGUGAUUAAUUAAUGUCGAAUUAUAAAUACUAAAU
This is a messenger RNA of Clarias gariepinus (North African catfish), 1620 nucleotides long. RefSeq names its product enoyl CoA hydratase domain containing 1 (gene echdc1). Gene Ontology annotation, cellular component: cytosol. The record is from RefSeq and is a predicted model, not a curated record. Gene Ontology annotation, molecular function: enoyl-CoA hydratase activity. The transcript has 6 exons. NCBI's taxonomy places the organism in Eukaryota, Metazoa, Chordata, Actinopteri, Siluriformes, Clariidae. Bases 46 to 954 code for a protein of 302 amino acids. Gene Ontology annotation, biological process: fatty acid beta-oxidation.